Macrosteles quadrilineatus (aster leafhopper) is the source of this 4025-nucleotide messenger RNA. RefSeq names its product ras-related protein Rab-37 (gene Rab26). Bases 101 to 871 code for a protein of 256 amino acids. Gene Ontology annotation, cellular component: Golgi apparatus; endosome. The transcript is spliced from 7 exons. Gene Ontology annotation, molecular function: GTPase activity; GTP binding. NCBI's taxonomy places the organism in Eukaryota, Metazoa, Arthropoda, Insecta, Hemiptera, Cicadellidae. The record is from RefSeq and is a predicted model, not a curated record.
GAUAAACAUAAAAUCAGUGAGAGUGUGUGGAUAAAUUGUUUAUGUGUACUCUUCAUCCAGUGAAUAUUUUGGAUUAGUUUUAACAGCUGUUUACAAAGUCAUGGGGGACCAGCGGGUGGAGCGAAGGCUGGUUUACUCCCGACCACAAUGGGCCAGCUUCCAGACCAACGGAGGAGUUCCCCGGUCUCCCCCACCCCCCACCACACCACCUCCUCAUUCCCCACCACCCGCCAACAGUCAGCGACCAACACUCAACCCUGAGCAAAUCUGCGAUCUAGUCUGUAAGGUGAUGCUGCUGGGGGACUCGGGAGUCGGCAAAACUUGUCUACUAGUACGAUUUCGGGACAAUUUGUUUUUGUCUGGAAACUUCAUUUCCACAGUUGGAAUUGACUUUAGGAACAAAGUGGUAUCUGUUGAUGAAGCAAAAGUCAAGUUACAAAUCUGGGACACAGCAGGACAAGAAAGGUUUCGCAGCGUAACUCAUGCCUACUACAGAGAUGCUCAUGCACUGCUCCUCUUGUAUGACGUCACAAAUAAAACCAGUUUUGACAACAUACGAGCUUGGCUUGGGGAAAUCCGAGAGUACGCUCAAGAUGAUGUCGUCAUCAUGCUUCUAGGUAACAAAGCAGACUGCCAAAGUUCAGAGCGGAUGAUUCGAAAAGAAGAUGGGGAAAGACUUGCUAAAGAAUAUAGUGUUACAUUCAUGGAGACUUCAGCCAAAACAGGACUUAAUGUGGAAUUAGCAUUCAUGGCUAUUGCUAGGGAGCUGAAAGCUCGCAAAUGUGGCAAUCCUGACAACACAGUGUUCAACGUUCAAGAAUACGUUCGGGAACAAACCCAGAAAGGAUCUUGUCCACCGUGCAACACAUAAAACAACCCAGUGAAAAAUAGACUCAAAUUUUAAAACUAAAAAACUUCUGUGUUCAAAGUAUUUCUGUAAGUUUGGUACAACUUCGCAUAAUCAUUGUGUUUCAUACUAAUUUGACCCUAAGGACGUUCUGAAUUAUUGCAUAUUUCGUGACUGUCACAGUAUUUGAUAAGAAAGGAUAUAGAAGAAUAGUGCUUUGAGGCCUUAAUUUGUCCCUGGUCUCUUUGUUUUCUACAAUUUGUUUGUGAUUUAAUAGUGUGUUGAGUGGUUGUCAUAAAUCUAUUGGUUUAUUGUUACACUACAUAAUUGAUUUUGACAUUAGUUGUACAUAUCAAGUAGUUAUCAAUUUUAAAGAAGCUAUACAACUCGAUACGAGGAUAUUUUAUGUAAGUGGACAAGACAUUUUUGUUAUAUCGCUUAACAGUGGUAUAUUGUGUGUUUUGAGAAAGUAAAGUAGCAAGGUGUAAAUAAUAAUUAAAUCUAGGUAAUAUGUUACUUAUUAUUUAUGUAAAACAUAGAAAACAGCCUAGAAAUCAGAUGAAAUAUUUUUUAAAUAUAAAACUGUAUUUUUAAUAAUUACAAACCAAUCUAGCACCCUCUGAAAAUGGCGUCAUUAGUGUCUAUGCUAGAUUUGCCAGACGAGCUUCUGCUAACAGUUUUUUCAUACCUCGAUGUCACUGACAUUGUGUUAUCUAUCAAAUAUGUUUGCAAACGUUGGAAUAAUCUUGCAAAUGAUUCUCAGUUAUGGAAUGAAUUAGAGUUUGAUGUUCAUGAAAACAUGGACAUAAAUGAGGUUUUAACCCUCCUUCCCAAAUUGAAAUUGUUAAAACGAGUGAAGCUAUUUUGUAGUAAAGCAAUUGAUUCUACAAUUUUUUAUAGGUUUAAAGAAUACUGUCCUAAUUUGGUAUCCAUCAAAAUUGAUUCUGAUGAUACAAUUAUGUUGAAUGUUUAUAAUAUUUGGUACAUUUUUGAAAAUUUCCGAUGUAUUAAAUCACUAAGCCUUUCAGAAUUUAAUUUAUUACCUACAAUUAAUGUAAGUGCAUACACAUGUUUGACUGGUAUCACCUCUUUGACUUUGUCAACCCCCUUCUUAUUACCACGGGAUAAUUUCAAAUUUUUUAUUGAUUGUUGUCCCAACAUUGUUUCUCUCAAAUUAGGAAUAAUGUUUGAGGUUUCAGAGGAAGACUUCAUUUUGUGUCUCUCAAAGAUACAUCAGUCCCUCAAGUACUUGUCAUUUAGUGGCAUGUUGAUGACUGACAAUGUAUUUAAGCAUUUGGAGAAAUGUCAACUCAAACAAUUACAUAUUACUGAUUGUUUUCAAAUGACAGAUAACUGUUUAAAAACUCUUAGUACAAUGACGUCUCUUGAACGUCUGAUCCUUGACACUGCAGAUUUGUUUUCAGCGAAAGCGUUGCACAAUUUUUAUCACUCUAGCGUCUCAAAGAAUUUAACCUGCUUAAGUAUUAGUUUUAGAAGGCAAUUGGAUGCUGGUGAUGUAUCUGUAUGGUUGUAUCAAAAUUCAAACAUUCAAAGUACCCAUAAAGAUAAAACAUGUUUUUGUAAAUUGACCAAAAUUGGUUUAAAAGUGUUUGACAUAUCACAAUGAUGUCAAGACAUACCAAGAUGUGAUGUUCGUUGGGUUUAUGAAGUGUCAGAUGAUUUGACCUUUGUGUUACAAAUUCAUAUAUAUAUAAGAAUGGUAUAUCAGUUAUGUAUAACCUUAAUUACUAGUCUAAUAUUGAGGUAGGUACUCGAAAAGUGUAAAUAAUGUAUGGAUGUAUAUCCAAAGAACAAAACAUCAAUUGGUUUUAUUGAUAUUUUUUCUCAUGAUAUAUUGUUUUCAUCCUCAGUUUGUUAUUGUGUAGAUAUAACGAUGCUUGAUGUCUUUGUUUGCAGAUAUUGAUUAACUUAACUUGUUAACUUACUUUAUUUCUUCAUCAGAUUGUUUGAUAUUGAAUAUUGUUCUUAAGUAAAGCUUGUUAAUUUGUAAAACUUAACGUGUAAUGCCUAUAAAGUCGGUAGUGUUGAAUAAUAUAUUUUAUCCGUUAAAUGUCUUUAUCAUUAGCUGAUAAAAUGUUUGCUGAGGAUAAUAAAGCAUACAAACUAAUAUUUAUGUGUAAAAGCCGAAUCUCAAAUCUCAUAAACAUCAAAACUUUGGAAAAGUUUCGGUUUUGAGUUUUGAUAGGCAAGUUUUGAGAUUCAAAAGCUUCUUAAUUGAAGAUUUUGAUAGCUUUGUUCUUAAAACUGCUGAAAUUUGUUGUAGUCAUAAGUGUUGUUUAUAAUACUGUUUGAACACAUACGCUGGGAAAAUGAAUCAAGUAAAUUACAUUCUGGCCUAAAAAAAUUUAAUUGCUAGAAAAACAAACAAUAAAUAUUUCUACCGAUAUUUACUAAACACAAAUGAAUAUUGACCACUAAAUGUUCUAAUGGUUCUUAUUUUCAUGUUUAUGUUGGGGUAUGGAGUUUAAUUAAUCUUAAAUGUUUGAUGUUGGUCAAACAUAGUUUUUAUGUGUUUGAAGUUAAUUAGGCACAUAUUUAUGCUGACAGGGCCAGGACUCAAUUACUUUGAUUUAUUUUUUUAUGCUAUUUGUUUUUAUUGCAUAAUAAACAUUUUGUUAUUAACUAAUUUUGUAAGGUAAACUUUUUACAUAAAAGGUUUUGCGUAUGGGUUUUGAGAUUCGGGAUUUGAUUUAUCGAGUUUUGGUUUUGAUUUUGAGAUUCAAAAUUUCUAGUUUUUGCCAUAAGUUUUAGGUAUUACAACCAAAAUAUAACUUGUCCAAAUAACAAUUGCGUUUCGCUCUCAAACUCUGAAAUAGUCUUAACUCGUAAAAUAAUUUUCAAUGAGUGUUUAAAAACUAUAGUUGCUUUUGACAUUUGUUAAAAUAACGGUGAAGUCUUGCAAUGAAUAAACAAAAAAACUAUGAGAGUGUAAAUGGAAAUCUGUUUAAUAAAGGAUGGUCAUGUAUAGGGAUAAGAGAUAUAUUGUUUAUUUUUUUAUGCUAAUGAGAAUGUUAUGUUAAUGUCAUGUAUUAACUUGCCCUCAAAGUAUGACAGUUUCUUGGAAGGUUUUUCUGUCAAGCGUCAACAAUAUUUCUGUACUUGUUAGCAAUUGAUUUUGCAUUACUAACCUACUGCUGAUUAAAGAUGUUUUAAAUAA